Molecule: messenger RNA, 261 nt
Organism: Spirometra erinaceieuropaei
Lineage: Eukaryota; Metazoa; Platyhelminthes; Cestoda; Diphyllobothriidea; Diphyllobothriidae
Source: the annotation of a GenBank genome assembly
AUGUUGUCUUUGCUGGCUCACCAUCACCAUUUCAGUAGCAAGCUUGCUCAGUGGCUAGCCAAUAUUCCAGUCGCUGCUGCCACCACCGCGGCCGACGUUGACGAGAACGUCUCCGAGGAGAACCGACGUUGUCAACUGCGGGACACGGUUCAAACGACGGCCCUGGCUGUCCUCGGUCACGCACGACGCCAACACCAGGACUGGUUCGAUAACAACGGCGUCACCAUCAGCAACUCGCUUUCCAAGCGGAAUCGCCUGUAA